CCAGUAGGUGGCAGUGCAUCACCGCUACUUUGAAAGCGCCGGGAGAAUAAGUGUCAGCUUGAAAGAGGUAAACAGUCCACGCUGACCUGCACCAACAGCGUUUCGCAUCAUGUGUCGGUGAUAAAACCUCCCGAGGCAGAAUGAAGACUCUGAGGUUCGUUCAUUCGCGACUGCCUCUCUUCCCACGGAGCUGUCAGAGACCCGCCGUCGCCUGCAGGCUUCUCCCCACGUCUCACCGAGGACAGCCGCCCGUCCUUCAGUCCAACAGGUCCCUGGCGCUCUCCGCCUCCAGCCUGAAGAACUGGAAAGACCUCGGCAGCAGUUCACACACAGAGGAGGAGGAGGAAGAUGGAGACCUCCUGGAGGAGACGGAGGUGGAGGAGCUGUUCCAGCAGCAUGUCCCUGCGGGGAUCGGACAGGGACAGCACAGGGUGUUUAUCGUCCACCCGGAUGUGAAGUGGGGGAGCAGAAAGCAGAACCUGACCACAGCCGAGCUGAUGAUGGCCGAGGCCGAGGGACUGGUGAACACCUUGGACAACUGGACAGUGGUGGACAAGAUCAUUCUCUCCACAAAGACACCAGAGAAGAAGAAGAUAUUUGGAAAGGGAAACUUCCAGCUUCUUACAGGGAAGAUCAGGGGGACCCCGGGAGUCACCGCUGUGUUCGUGAAUGUGGACCGCCUGUCCUCUGUGUCUGAGAGGGAGUUCGAGGAAACCUGGGGGGUGAAGGUCUUUGACAGGUACUCUGUUGUUCUCCACAUCUUCCGCUGCAACGCCAGAACCAAAGAGGCCAAGCUCCAGAUCUCACUGGCAGAGAUCCCCUUACUGAGGUCUCGUCUAAAAAACGACAUGGCGGAUUUGGAUCAGCAGGGCGGGGGAGCGAGGUACAUCGGAGGCUCAGGGGAGACGCUGUAUGAAGUCCAGCAGAGGUUGCUGAAGGAGCGGGAGACGAGGAUCCGCUCGGCCCUGGAGAAACUUCGCAGAAAGAGGCACCUGCUGCGGUCUCAGCGGAAACACAGGGAGUUCCCCACCGUGUCCGUGCUGGGAUACACCAACUGUGGUGAGAGCCUGGAGACGCCACUCGGAAAGUCUCGGGCACAUCGUUCUCAUUCGUUUUUGCUGUAUCCGUGUCAGUUAUUAUUAUUAAUUAUUUCCAUCUGUUCAGGGAAAACCACUCUGAUCAAAGCUCUGACCGGCGACAGCGGCCUGCAGCCCAGGAACCAGCUGUUCGCCACCCUCGAUGUGACCGUCCACGCCGGCCAGCUGCCCAGUCACAUGACCGUUCUGUACGUGGACACCAUCGGCUUCCUGUCUCAGCUCCCACACCAGCUAAUCGACUCCUUCUCCGCCACCCUGGAGGACAUCAUACACUCGGAUCUGUUGGUUCACGUCAGAGACGUCAGUCAUCCAGAGACGGUGAAUCAGAAGGCGAACGUCCUGAACGUCUUGAGGAACCUGCAGAUCCCACACAGGCUGCUGGACUCCAUGAUCGAGGUUCACAAUAAGAUCGACCUGCUUGGCAGUUAUGAGAGCUCAGAGCCCGGUGCCGUGCUCAUCUCUGCCCUGCAGCAGCGAGGCCUGGAUGAGCUGAAGAGAGCUGUGGAGCAGGAGGUCGUAAAGUCCACCGGAAAGCAAAUCCUGGACCUGAGGGUAAACCUCAGCUCUCCUCAGUUAAGCUGGCUGUACAAGGAGGCCACCGUCCAGGACGUGCAGGUGAACGCCGAGGAAGGCUCGGCCGUCGUCAAGGUCAUCAUCAGCGCCGCUGAUCACGGACGCUACAAGAAACUGUUCGAAAUUAGAUGAGAGAUGAAAGGAGGAAAAAAAAUGACUGAACUCAGAACCAUGAAGAGCUUAGGAAAAUAUUGUGUUUACUCUGCAGCGAUUAAAAGAUCUGAGCUGACAAA
This is a messenger RNA of Poecilia latipinna (sailfin molly), 1903 nucleotides long. It is a transcript of the gene gtpbp6, whose product is annotated as GTP binding protein 6 (putative). Gene Ontology annotation, molecular function: ribosome binding; GTP binding. The record is from RefSeq and is a predicted model, not a curated record. The transcript has 9 exons. Gene Ontology annotation, cellular component: cytoplasm. NCBI's taxonomy places the organism in Eukaryota, Metazoa, Chordata, Actinopteri, Cyprinodontiformes, Poeciliidae. Bases 141 to 1802 code for a protein of 553 amino acids.